Molecule: messenger RNA, 9072 nt
Organism: Spirometra erinaceieuropaei
Lineage: Eukaryota; Metazoa; Platyhelminthes; Cestoda; Diphyllobothriidea; Diphyllobothriidae
Source: the annotation of a GenBank genome assembly
AUGAAUGCGUUUUGGAUAGCGUUUUGGUUGAGUUAUGCCAUAUGCCUAUCUCUGGCGGCAGAGGAGGAUGGAUUUAUUAAAUUACGGAAGCAGCAAUCCGACACGGAGGUUGAUACGGUUGUCUACAUUGACGAAGCCUUGCCCACAGAAGAUGUCAAAGUUGUGCCUGGACUUAAGGAUGCAUUGAAAAAAAUUGAAGAAGUAAGAAGUACCAACUGUAACUGUACGCUUCUGGCUUUCUUCGUUAUUGGUCUCACGAUGAUAUCCUAGCCUCAGGGAGGUUUUUAAACAGUCACUAACAAGACGAUUAUAUCAGUAAUCUAUUCGAAGGACUAUUUGUCUAGGUCAAUGCAAAUAAAAAUCGCCUAUUGACAGAAUUAAUGCAAAGACGCCUCAUCAUUUUUUAUGAUUUAAAAAGUUGCGAUACGAAAACUCGUUUACCGAACCCUUUAACAUAUAGGGCACGCAUUAAUGAUUACAGGCAUGAGUUAAAACUGUUAUCCGACCGUUUUUCAUAAAUGUACAUUAUGAGGUCAAGACGAAAUAGGUUCUUUUAGGACGGCACAAAUUCAUUUAUCUCUAGCUGCAUCUCUCCCAGUCUCAACGGUACAAUGGACGUUAGUGGAACCAAAUUCCAAAUUAUGGUCAACCGCCGAUUGCAAAACGGAGAAAGGAAUUUUCGCUCUGUACUGCGAAAUUGCAGUGCACCUAUUGACACUUAGUUGAGAUAAAAUAGUGUUAAUUAGACAAAUCUUGCCUUUUCUCACGCGUGCUUUGACAGUGCUUAGACUUUGAGAAAUGUCUACUUUUCAACGUUUUGAACCGCUUUUAAUUCCCAAGUCUUGCAUACAAUGUCUAGUGAGCAGUGCAGACUGAGAUGUUUUGUCCAAAACAGUGUUAACAGUACGGGCACAAGAUGACACCAACAGCCAUGUUAUUUGCGAUGCAUGCUGUUCUCUAAUCGUUUUUAUCUUUCUUGACGCAAGAAAUAAACGGGAGCCAGUGAGAACGCUGUAAUUUAAUUUCCAAAUAUCUUCCUGCAUGCGUAGUUUGUUACAUAUUUUUUGUCAGAUGCGUUCUUCAGCGGAUCAGUUGUACAAGCCGCUGCAACCUUUACUUAAUUAUUGUUUGCUUUCUCUUCCAGAUUGACAAAUCUUUCGUGAACAAGACGAGUGUACAUCCUGUAGACCUCACGUCAAAUAACACAGUCAAACGAAUUGUAAGUAACGUGCGAAAUAUCCAAUAUUUCAUUCUAUAGGUUGAGUCUACUAAUCAAAUUCAGUCACUCAAUACAUACAGUUCUUCGGCAUGCUGAGUCACGUGUUUGCCUUUCAGAUAUUCUCACCCACGGGGAGACUUGACUCAGAUGUCGCUGACUCGCGAUCGAUCUACGAAGCCGCACACAAAGCCCUUACCAUGUAGGCAAUUUUCGUUGUUUCCCUAACAGUAUCUAGAAAGCCGUCUUUCGUUGAAAUUGAAUUGAAGAUCUCUUUUAAAGGGAAUUUUAUGAAAAAAGUUAAAGCCUUUCUCGUCUUGUUACCUGCUCAGGGCCUAUAAAGCUGGAGCCCAAAAUAUCCUCCUUCUUAUCGGCAACAUGACAAAUGCUCCGACAGACUACAAGCAGGAACCAUGGGCGGAACCGAAGUACAGAAACCUCCAAGCCCUAUUAGGCGCUCUUUAUGCACUCUAUGUGGUAAGUAUGGUGUGCUUUCUACGUUCUUCUUACACUAGGUGGAUUCAAAAUCAUAUAUAUGUAUGGAAUAAUCUUGUGCAGCAGUCUGAUCGGUUAAAGCACUUCCCACUGUGUAUAUUUUUGGGCAAUGAUGAAAAAAUAUAACUUAUAUUACAUACAUUUCCAAGGCUGGUCCCCCAGCUCAGCAUCAGACACUGGGUGAUGUAAGGAAACAGUUAACUUAUUAACCGUGUCCAACAAAGGAUUCUGCGGUUGGCCGACGUCUGCGCCAAGACGCGUUAAUCGCACCUCGCCAUCUCCUCGGACUUGGCUGUGCUCGCAUAUUAAAGCAGACAGCGGCAAACCGCAGAAUCACUUGCUAAACACGGUCUCUUUAACUAAUUUUAUCACAUCAAAAUUAAAUUUCUUGGGAUACCCGGUUUUCAAUGCAUAUAUAUGUUAGAGUCGGAUGCUACCUUUAUGAAAAGAAACUUCAAUAUGUACAACUUCGAUGCCGGUUCCCCAGGUGGUCAGCAAAUGUCCAUGGAUCGUAAAUGUGCAAAAAAUAGUUAACAUCUGUAGCGCACUUAAAAAUCGACAUUUGCUCCAGCAAGCGGCUACCAUGUGUGUCAUUCCGUUCUGCUUGACCCUCGUCCUCAUCCUAUGUAUAUGCAACAUCCAGCUGCAUGUGCUGGUUUAUGCAGAAUCCAUGUGAGUGCAUAGUUUCGAGAGACUCGGUUUUUAAAAUGGCCGAGGACGACAAUGCGAUCAAUAGAAAAGAAUUCCAUACAUCUGACGUCUCGAAUUCACGUCCAAACGCACCAUCAGAGGCAGUAUCCGAUACGGGUAAUUUAUACAACAGAGGUUGCAGUAUUCAUAGAAAGCAGUCGCUACGCUACUGCACACUUAUGACAAUUACUGGCUCCCCCUUUCAUCGGGGAUUGCUGCCCUCUGGUGCUCUAAUGGCUUGAUGACCAGCAUGCAAGUCGGUUACUGCUGAAAUUUAAUCACCCUGUUUACACUUUGGCGUGAUCACUGCUCGGCAAUCAGACUCACUGGCCUGCUUGCUCCCCGAGUGGUCAGUUACUUUGUCCAGCCUAUGCCUCAGUACGCAAUAUGAAGUGGAGAUGUCGUUACACUUGUUGAUAGGCUGAGGUCCCGUGAACAAUGACUCAAGCAACUCGCAGCCCACGCGAUUAUCCCCUCUCGCGAGAAUUUCGGCCUCAGCGAACUUGAAUGUGUGGCUAGCCCCCAUCGAAAGUUGGCGUCAUGUCUCCGCACCACUGCCGCGUGCUCGGCGAUUCGCGUCUAGAGCAGUCUUUUAGAUUCUCCGACGUACUUACUUUUCCUGCAACUGCGCCACAUCGUUUCUCUAAGGAACGUUUACCAUUUUAACUUGCCUGCGCACAUGCAUUUGUUACCUGUGUGACAUAAUGCAGUUCAUACAUUUUAAUCAAACUAAGUCGGAGCACCGUAUAUGGGGUUGGGAGGUCAUUGCACUUGUUGAUAGCCUCGGGUACCGCGAACCAUGACUUAAGUCAAUCGUGGCUCGCGUGUGAGCGAGUUCUGCCUGAAGUGUAGGUGUCCUCGGUGUCUGGGGUAGGCAUGGCUACCUGGAGAAGAUGAUCACACAUCUUUACUGUCAACUGGGGUUCGUAAUUGCAGAUUUUGCAGUCUGUCCACAUUCAUCGCGCGGCUCACACACGGAGGAUUUCAUUCUUGCCCAAAUAUCUAACCCCAUCCCAGCGGUAUACAAACUUUGUGCGUAAAGUAGUCGUCGGUUGGCGCGUCACUUGAAUCUGGUGCUUCCAUAAGUGUAUUUCAACGAGCUGAAGCAAGUUUUUAAUGUAAAAAUGUUUACCAAGUAUCUAGUUUGGGCGUCUGCAUGGAACUGCCUAGUUUCUUUUCCUUUGACCCUCGCUGACUCUUGCACCAGCGUACAAAAUCUUUGGGGUAUCCAUACUGGGAAGAUAAUUCGCAUGAGUAAUUUAGUUCUAAUUAGUAGAUUGUUUUGUCAGAACGAGGGGUCUUGCUCGACUCAGCAGACUGUCGAGUGCUCUUCGUUUGUGAGAGAUGGGCCGGUUGAUCUCAUAAGAUGGAAUGACUUCCGUACAAAUCUCGUUUUGGCAAACUGAAGUGACUAAUGUUCCGUCAGUCUUUCGCUGUACAAUAAUAUACAGAAUUUACAGUUAAUUGGCACCUUCCUUUUCGAGUAUGGAUUUAAUCCCGGAUUAGUUGAGUUUGUGAAGCGUCUUCACUCGGUCUGCAUACCGCAGCCUUUAGUUUUUCAUCGUGAUUUCAACGAGAACAUAAGAGGCAGAUGGAACCAUAGGAGCACCGUUUGUCGAUAGAAAAGCCAGUCUCCAAUCAUUGGCUUAAGUGUGGCUGUUGCUGGGACAUGCAUGUCGUUGGACAGCAGGAGUUCCCUGUGCAUUAUUUUGCUAAAUCUGGCGGUCUGAACGUACAACCUCGAGGGGACUAUUGUCUCAGCAGCGGACAAUGUGACUUCUCAUAUUUUUUACAAACUUUAAAAAUCUGCCAACUGAAGAAGUUUUGUGAAAGAGCCAUCGAUGCCCCGAUUACACAAACGGUCGCGCUCGGGCUUCAGUUUUGAGAACUUUAGAAAAUCCAUUGGUCUUCGUGAGGGUUGGUACACCUUGUUCCAGAGAUUUGACAAUACCUCCCGACAGUUGCUUCUACCCCUGUAAGACGUUUUAGCACUUUAUCAAUAGAUAAUAUAUCUGUCUCUGAAACCUCUAUAAAGGGUGGUUUAUUGAUAGAUCUCAGUUCUCUUAUGACGACGACCUAAAGAACUGGCGCCGACGAUUUACACAAUAAACUUCUUUAUCUUAAAGAACACACCUGACUCCAAGUUGCAUGUCUUGAAAUGUCCAACUCUCAAGGCAUAUGUAAACAUAGAAUGGUAGAGGGCGCUCACCAGGAAAUUUUUCUACGGAACUCACUCGUUCUGUUGUGCCUUAAGGGCUCUCUCACGAGCCCAACCAGCAGCCGCACAGCGGCGCAUGAUAUAGGUAGAAAUUUACUACCGACAAAGACAUGGGAGACUGGAAUGGCCAUUUUCGGCGUAUUAGCCGUCAUCAGCCAGCCAUACCCAAGCCUGAAGUGUGGAACACCCGAGCCUCGAACUCGCGACCUGUUGGUUUAGAAGUCAACGCCUCUACUCACCGGGCUGCGAGCCCGUUGCCCUGUCGGUUUUCGAUCGGGAAUAUAUAUAUAUAUAUAUAUAUAUACAAAUUUAUAUUCACCUAAUUAGUUCUGAAAUUAUCGAACGCAGGAAUUGCGAAUAAGUAAACGUCACGGGACAAUUAAGAGCCAGUGUGGAAAUUUCAAUGAGGCUUUGGUUUAAGACAAUAAGCUGCCACAGAUUAACCGAGUAAUGUCUAUUCUACAAACGGGUAGUACUAAUACUGGCGUAGAUGUACAUGACGUUGGUUUAUGCCGAAUCUCUCGCGGUUGCUGUUCCUGUUGGUAUUCAUUUGUUCAGUCUUGCCGCCCAUCUCGUAUUAUAACCGUGCUAGGUGGAUGAACGUUGACCGUUAACGCGCCCGCGUGAUCUUUAUCCUCUUUGCCGGCGGUGCACUUGUAGUCGACUUGGCCACAAUCGCGCGCCAUAUAUGUAUAUGUGAGCGCCUCUCUGCACUGAGAUUAACUGGCUUUGACUUCCUUUCCAGCCCAUAGAAGUUCGGGAAUGCUGCCCAGAAAGAGCCUCGAAAUACAAAAGUCUGUUGGCCGCCAUGGCUUUUGACAGCAAUAGUGGUCAAGCUGACCUCGAUUGGGCCAUUAAAUAUGCAAGCGCAAUUGAGGAGGGCCGCUGGAUUGCAAGGGACAUCUGUGGCUCUGAUUCCGAGCGAAUGUCAACCGAGAACAUUUUAAAGUACCUUCAAAGCAAUUCCAAUCUGUCAACUCUCAUUAAAGAAAGCGUGGCGGUGGAGGAGUCUCAGUAUCCGCUUAUGGCUGCCGUCGAUAGAGGCAACAAGGGUGCGUCCAGACUGCUGCUUUUCUAAAUGUCAGACUAAUGCAAGUUCUUGGUGUUUGGCCCCUUAACGCUUACCUCUAUUCGCUUCUCCUAUAGGUGUGACGCGUCAUGAGGGCAGGGUUGUCAAAAUGGAAUUCGGAGACAUCAACAAUGCCAAGAAAGUUCUCAUUUUGGUUGGUAAAGGUAUCACGUUCGACACUGGUGGCUACGACUUGAAAGUAUCGGGCGGGAUGGUUGGAAUGCAUAGAGACAAAUGUGGAGCUGCCGCAAUCGUGGGCUUUAUGAGAACAGCCCAGAUUCUCCAACCCAAAGAACUUCACAUCUCUGCGAAACUGGCCUUUGUGCGCAAUGCCCUCUCUGCAAGAGCCUACACCGUGGACGAAAUCAUCACAUCUCGCGCGGGAAAACGUGUUCGCAUUGGCAACACAGACGCCGAAGGUCGCAUGGUCAUGACUGACCUGGUGGCAGAGGCCAAGGAAGAGGUAUGGCGCCUUUUUCUUUCAUGUUCAUUGUUUUGUUUAUGGGCCGGAAAAAACUGGUCAGAAUACUUCAUGCAUUCGUAUACUGUGCUUUUGGCGCUCCACGUCAUAAUAACAGUCUUCGCGGAUGUUUUUUUGUGACCGAAAGAUGUGCAAACAUAAAUUGCAGAGGUUAAUGACUAAAAGUUUUUUCGGAUAAAUCAUGAACCGAGGUCAGGGUACCCUAAUCUAAUGUUUGAAAUCAACAUUACGUUUGAAUAUGCAUUUAAUGGCAUGACGUUUUUUCUUACUUGCCAGGAAGAUCCCGUAGGUAGGAAAGAUGAGUGGGAUACCGAAUGUCUGGCGAAGCUGAUUUUUCAAGCAAAAAGUAAACUGUCGUUGUAGACCGAUUAAAGCAAGAUGCGAAGUUAACUUGGCCUUUUGAAAUGUGCAGCUUUUGGUUAAUCUGUGCAGGGGAGGUAAAAAAUUCACGCAACCACAAUCUUUGUCUAUACAAGCCUUUUGAAAUCACGCAAGUUUGAUAUGUCCUCUAAUCAGCUGUCAAAAAUCAACAGAAAACCCAAUAUUACAGGGUUCUCAUCGUGUGGGCAGAGGGUUUCAGGUGUUUUCCGUCCUCUCCACAAUUUCAAAGGGAUUUUUCUGCGCAGAAAUUCCAUAGCUGAUAUUAUGGGUAUCUUCUGUUGUCGAAUGAACUAUUUACACUCUUAACAAUUAUGACUGCAUUUCUUCAUACGAAAGUUUCGGCGUCGACCCAUUCCUUUCUCAAAUCUACGCUGCACUAGACCACCAAUGAAAAAAUUGCAGGCUUAUUUUUCCUCCCUUCCUUUUAUCAAUCUUACAAGGCCCUCAGCAAGUUUAAGGACAAAGACGUUCAAAUCAUUACUGCCGCGACUCUAACGGGCCACGUUGUCCGCUGCUAUAAAUGGAUCACGGUAAGGCAGCCUGCAAUGCAUCAAUGACAAAUAUAACAUAAGCUCAAAAAACGAAAAUGAACUUGAUAAAAAAAGUCUAGGGAACUAAAAUUAUUUGCCUUGUUCUUUUAGGGUGCAAUGGAAAACGGUCCCUCCAAGAAUGCUACUUUCCUUAAACAACUACGAUUUUCAGGGGACCAGAUUUCUGACAUGUUAGAGGUGAGUCCUAUAUCACCCCGAUGAUCUAGGCUUUCAGAUUAACCCUUUAAACCGUAUUCAUGUCCGGAUGGCUGUAUACCUGCUAUUGUAUACAUAUUUUACUGUUAUAUGCACAUGGACCGUUGCCAACUCCUGGCAGUGCGAUUAUAGACAGAGCAUAUUGGUUGACGUCUGAAAUUUCAAGUUUCAAUCUGCAUAUGAAACACGAAAAUUCCCAGCAAAUUUCUGAUCAAAGAGUUGUUCCUCUGUCUCUCUCCUGAAAGCUAUUUUGAUUCUUUAUUAAGUCUGGUUAAAUAACACUACCAGAAUAAGAGCAAAUGCAUCCAAUCCAUCCUCUCCAGCUCGUAGACAUUAAAAUCUAUCUUACUUCUGGGGUUCAGUCUAAAAGUGAUAUUUUUAAAAUCCUUAUCAUUAUUGUUUCAUCGCAAAACAGAUUUCAGUUCUUCGAAAAGAAGAUUACGAUUUUAACCUGACCCCUCUGGAGACGGAAGAUUACCUCCAGUGCAACAACGCCGGCAGCGUUACAACCACGCGCGGGCAUCAGUUCCCUGCCGCCUUCAUGAUUCAAGCUAGCGGACUUGAUGCGGUAAGAAUGAGUAUCUUUAUUAGCAUUCCAAAAGAGUGCAGAGUUUGUUUAAUGAAUUCCCUGUAGUGUCAAAUAAUUCGGGAAAAAUCAUUCCUUUUCCGUUGUCCCUGCAAGUAUGUGUGGUAUGAUCGUGCGCGUAUACAUGAGCUCAUAGUUUUAGACAUGCCGAUGGGAGAACACAAGGAUGUAGGUCAACAGGUAAUAGAUAGGCAAAGUUGAGAUAUCCGGGUUAAUCAAUUGAAGACGAAGACAGGCUCUCCGGAAGAGGUUUGUUUAAGUGCUGACGACAGGUAAUAAAACAAUCUGUAAAAUAACCGAAGCCUGGAAGUCUGCAGGACUGGUCUCCUGCAGAGAACGCUUGUGCGCUUCAUACAGUGAAGUUUACUUGAUGGCUGAAAGAUGUGAACUACCACUUAUGUCUAAUUCAGAAUAAAAGGUGGAGAGCGAACGCUGCUUUCGAUAGCUUCUCGUAAGGCCAGUACAGUUAUAUGGGACGGGAUACAGUGAGUGAAAAAAUCGAUAAAAGUUGGUUUUUAAAAAACACGGGCUAGGCAAGAGCGGAAGGGCGCAGGAAGUGGUAUGUGGUUAGCCAGCCUUUGACCACGGUAUACGCGGAGCCUGAACGAGGUUCUUCUGGGCGCAUAGGGUCGGUUUUCGUAACCUAAUGACGGCCGAUUCUGCUGUUGCUAACAGGCGCUGGCCCAGUAGCUUAGGGUAGCUCGAGGGGACCUUAUAAAUCACACGAAAUAAUUCAGUUGGGUCCCCACAAUGGCCUGAAUCCACUGCAUGCGCAACGAUGGCGCUGUCUAUUCUCCUACUUUCCCCUAUCGCCAGCCAUGCGGGAAGGUGUUCUCGUAUUCUUUUGGAAAGACGCUGACUCGUACGACCAUUAAAUGUGUGCUUUGAUAUGUUUCUCGGUUCACGAUCUCGGGCCGACAAGGACGUUGUCGCCCUGGGGGAGACUGCACCAUUGCUUAUUUUUGCUGUGCAUUAGCAGUAUGCUUGCAAGGGGGAUUUUAAUUGCUCCCAAAUGAGUAAAAAUUUGAAAUUUCACUUUUCAGCAUGGUAUGGACAGUGACACGCCGAUCAAGUUCGCACAUCUUGACGUGGCAGGAAGCGCUGGCCUAAUCGACACCGUGCCGACUGCUGCACCGAUGACGAUGCUGGCAAACCACUACUUGAUCAAACCACAGACUACCUCCAGUUAA